CUCAAAUUGCAGCUCGAAACGGUUCUAUACGGGUGCUGCUCCGCAGGUUUUGGUUUGGCUGUGCAAGUGCUAGCAAAUUAGUAAAGUUUAGUGAAAAAGUGAAAUACAGAAAAAAGUGCCGAACGAUGAGUCAACGAAGCUGGAUUAUUUGGGUGCUAGCUGUGGUUCUUCUCAUCGGAGGAACCAGUGCGGCCAAAGUAUCCUGCGUCAAAUGCAGCAGUGCAGAUAACACAAAUUGCGCCGCCGGAACCGUCACUGCCACGGAAUGUACCACCGAUGACGACAAAUGCUACUCCCGGGUCAAUGGUGACAACGUAGAACGGGGUUGUUUGCAUGACCUCGUUGCAGCCGACCAAACCAAAUGCGAGACCCCGACAGAUUUAACGUGCGUAGCCUGUACCGGAACCGGGUGCAACAAGGACGCGUGGCUGAAGUGUCACAAGUGCGAAGGCACCACCUGCUACGUGGAGCAACCGGAGGACAGCACCACCAAGUUCUGCGCUAAAUUUAGCGCGGAGGAUGUCUGCUAUUCGAAGGUGGAAGUAGAUAAAGUUCAACGAGGCUGCAAGUCAGAUUUGACCGAUUUCGCCACCGAAUGCACAGCCUUCAAGUACUGUGAAACCUGCACAGGCAACGCUUGCAACAAGUUAUCGGGUGACGUUUUGAAAACCUACAAAAAGUGCCUCCAGUGUGACUCUUCAGCCGCCAACUGUGUAGAUGUGACGGCAACCGCCACCGAAUGUGCGCUGCGAGAGGAUCUCUGUUAUACCCGAGUUGCGAACUCAGUACUCCAACGAGGUUGUCUCUCAAGACUCACCGAAGCCGAGCAAACCGUAUGCAGCAAAGCGGAUGACACCACGUGUGUGACCUGUUCGACCGACGGUUGCAACAACGAAUCCUGGCUUAAGUGCUACCAGUGCCAAGAAACAACUACAGCUGCCUGUGCUCAGGAGCAAACCGCCGCGGCACCCUUCUGCAAGAAUUGGAAAAGCUAUAACCAAUGUUUCGAGAGACUAGAGUCCGCCAAAAUGGUUCGCGGCUGUGAAACCGAUCUUGCCGCCACAGCCGAGCCCUGCAAAGACAACCAAAAGUGCCGAACCUGUACCAAGGAUGGCUGCAACAAGGCAGCCACAGCCACACUGGAAUCAACCGAGCGGUGUGUCCAGUGUGACACUGACAAAGUAGAAUGCCUGAAGGGUACCGCCGCUAACGAACCGUGUGCAAAAGCGUCGGAAAAUAAAUGCUACUCCCGAGUGAAUGCUGAUGGUGUUCUGACUCGUGGCUGCAAGGGUGAUUUAACGGCGGCAGAUGUUACAGCUUGCACUGGUAAGGCGUGCAACAUUUGUGAAGGUGUGGGUUGUAACAAAGACGUCUUCCCUACGGAUCGACUCAGUUGCUACCAGUGCAAAACUACCGACUCGGACAAGACAUGCUCGGAUCAGUUAACCGGUGAAUCAAAGGCUGCCUACUGCAAAAAAUACAAGGAAGGAGACCAGUGCUACACUCGAAUCCUGGACGGAAUCUUUGAGCGAGGCUGUCAGUCAGAUCUGGCGAAAACGGCGUGCGACGGACUCAAGGAUACCGAGUGUCAGUCUUGCAGCGGGGAGAACUGCAACGGAGUUUCGGAAGAGAAGCUGAAAAAUGCUGCCGGUUUAACGACGGUUAGCUCGCUGCUGCUGGCCCUGUCCUCAUUGGUUGUGGCACUGAACGCCCUCAACUGAAGCAUAGGUGUGUGGUUUAGUGUUUUAGUGAUAGUUGUUUUUGUGAUGUAAAGUUGCGCUUUAAAAGAAUGGUUUUAUUUUUUUAAGAUCUCUGUCUCAAAUAAAUACCAUCGAGAAUGUUUGCGAUAGAAA
This is a messenger RNA of Wyeomyia smithii (pitcher-plant mosquito), 1853 nucleotides long. RefSeq lists its product as uncharacterized. NCBI's taxonomy places the organism in Eukaryota, Metazoa, Arthropoda, Insecta, Diptera, Culicidae. The coding region runs from base 126 to 1721 and encodes 531 amino acids. The transcript is spliced from 5 exons. The record is from RefSeq and is a predicted model, not a curated record.